GCCACCUGGAUCCAGCUGGCAUAGGUUGCGGUACCAAACGCGGUUAGGGUUCCGCUUGCAGGGAUCAUUGGUCGCCUCUAGCGCGUGAAGGGCACCAGACGUUGCUCUUCACUACUUAUGCCCGAAUCAUGCUUCCGCCGUUGGCCUCCGUCUCCGCGUUAUCAGUGCGCGUUAUAUAUCGUGUCUUACGCCGCCCGCCUUGAGGGAAGCUCCAUCAUCGCUCACCGCCCAUCAUGACCGACCCUGUUCUGAAUGACAUCUCCCACAGGCGCUUCAACCUGCUGCGAGGAAGCUGGAUCCUGGUCUCGCCGCACCGCACGAAGCGUCCAUGGCAAGGUGCGCAGGAAGAGCCGUCCAAGGUCACGCUUCCGGAGUACGACCCAAAGUGCUAUCUGUGCCCCAGCAACACUCGCGCCAAUGGCGAGAACAAUCCAAAGUUCAAGAACACAUUCGUGUUCGUAAAUGAUUUCAGCGCUGUCAAGGAAGAGCAGGAAGAUUACCAUCAUGAUUCGAACAGCAAAUCUCUGGCUUCGCGACUGCUCCGUGCUGAAUCUGUCACUGGAAAAUGCUAUGUUAUCUGUUUUUCGCCAAACCACAGCCUUACCCUCGCAGACAUGACUCCUGCCGAGAUCAUUCCUGUCAUUGAGACCUGGACUAACAUCUACACACUCCACUUGGACCCGAAGUCGCCACUUGCCAAGCUUGCCGCUACACGUUCGAUCCCCGAACUGGAUCAGGGCGAACUCGAGAGGCCGAACGCGCAGUAUCGCUACAUGCAAAUCUUCGAGAACAAAGGCCAAGCAAUGGGAUGCUCGAAUCCUCACCCACACGGUCAAGUCUGGGCGACGACAUCACUUCCAGAGGAGCCUGCACUUGAGAUCCAGCAGAUGAUCAAGUACCGCCAAGAACAGAACGGCUCGCACAUGCUUAGCGACUAUGCCGCACUUGAAUCAGAGCAAAAGAUUCGUACCGUUUUCGAGAAUGAGAGUUUCUGGGCUGGCGUGCCGUACUGGGGUGUGUGGCCGUUCGAGAUUCUGCUCACAGCCAAGCAACACAAGCGAUCGCUGGUCGACUUCAACAAGGAAGAGCGUGCACAACUCGCAGAAGCCAUUGCAGAAGUUACUCGUAGAUACGAUAACCUUUUCGAGACCCAGUUCCCGUAUAGCAUGGGUAUUCACCAGGCACCUCUUCAAGGUACAACCGAGGAGAUCGAGUGCAGUCAUUUCCAUAUCCACUUCUACCCUCCUCUCCUUCGCAGCGCGACAGUGCGGAAGUUCCAGGUUGGUUAUGAGAUGCUGGCUGAGCCUCAGCGCGACAUUACACCUGAGCAGGCUGCCGACCGUCUGAGGGGCUGCGAUGGCCCGCUGUACCGCAAGAGCCAAACUCCACACACCAAUGGCAUCAAUGGCGUCAAUGGUGUCAAUGGAACUAAUGGAGUGAACGGGGUGAACGGGGUGAACGGGGUAAACGGGGUGAAUGGGGUGAAUGGCCACCAUUAAGCAUCUUCGAACUUGUCGUCUUUGCAGAUUUUGUUGGGGAAGGGCGUUAGGGUGUUGUUGCAGACAACAUGGUCGUCGCGCCGAGC
Molecule: messenger RNA, 1585 nt
Organism: Boeremia exigua
Lineage: Eukaryota; Fungi; Ascomycota; Dothideomycetes; Pleosporales; Didymellaceae
Product: galactose-1-phosphate uridyl transferase
Exons: 4
Coding region: 234-1499 (421 amino acids)
Biological process (GO): beta-D-galactose catabolic process via UDP-galactose, Leloir pathway
Cellular component (GO): cytoplasm
Molecular function (GO): zinc ion binding; UDP-glucose:hexose-1-phosphate uridylyltransferase activity
Source: RefSeq, a predicted model, not a curated record